This is a messenger RNA of Aedes albopictus (Asian tiger mosquito), 4428 nucleotides long. Its product is annotated as armadillo repeat-containing protein 8. Gene Ontology annotation, biological process: proteasome-mediated ubiquitin-dependent protein catabolic process. Gene Ontology annotation, cellular component: GID complex. The record is from RefSeq and is a predicted model, not a curated record. Lineage: Eukaryota; Metazoa; Arthropoda; Insecta; Diptera; Culicidae. Bases 153 to 2120 code for a protein of 655 amino acids. The transcript has 8 exons. Gene Ontology annotation, molecular function: protein binding.
CAACCGCUUCGCGAACCGUCAUCGCUGGUGCGAAAUGUGAAAAAAAUAAAUUGCGUGUGUUUUGGAUUCGCCUACCGUCGGUUAGUUUUUCGGAUUUUUACCGUAGAAAAGUGUUCCGCCACCCGCCGAAAAUAGCAGCAAACUGCGCCGCAAUGGCCCUGGAACCGUUUGCAUGUUUUAUGGACGUGGAACACUCCCGUUCGUACAUCGACGAGCUCUACUCGGAGGACACCUACAAGUGCCAGGAGGCCAUCGUGUGCCUGAAGAACGCCGUCAUCGGGUCGAACAAGAAGAAAGGUUCCGUCAUAUCGCAGGGUAUCGUUCCUCGCCUGAUUGCCCUGCUGCGAGACGAUACGAAGGAUGCGAACCUGCGCCUCGAUGCGGCCAUCGUCAUUGGAUCCCUCGCCAAAGGAACUGAAUCUCAAGUGCACUCGUUAAUCUACUACGAGACGGUCCAGGUGCUGUUGAGCAUUGUGCUUAAUUCCGGAACGGAUCGCCGACUGUUGGAGACCUGUCUGGGAGCGUUGAAGACCAUCUUACAGUAUCCGUUUGCACCGACCGAACUGCUGCACUGCAAUAUUCGCAAUCUGGUUUGCUUGAUACAGCUUGCCUCGCCGGACAGUUCGAUCCAGUGUCAGGUGUACGUGGCUAACAUCUUCGUUCCGCUCUGCCACUCGUCUCACCAGCAAAAGAAUCUCUGUCAGGCAAACGUGAUCCCGUUCCUUGCCCGGUUGAUGAUCAGCCAGCUGACGAUCCUUCAAGUACCUGCCCUCAAGUGUCUCGCAGCCAUGUGUUUCACCAACAAGUACGUCUCGGACAUUGUCUGCAUGACCUGUCACGAAGAGCAAUCGAUUCUGGACAUUUUGACCGGUCUCCUGUCGCGUACCCGUGACGUCCAGAUCCAACUGUCGGCCAGUCGCUGUCUAACCUACCUGCAUCGAUCCGGAUCGCUCCGGGCGGACGAUUACCGCAUCGUGUACAAAACCUUGCCCAGCCUGGCGAGACUCUGCUCGGAGGGCUUUGACGAGGAAACCCGCGCCACGGCUGCGGAAACCUUGGCCUACCUGGCCGAAAUCGACUCCGAACUGCAACGGCUAGCGGCCAUCAGUCACCACCUGAUCAGUUCGUUGGCCAAUCUGAUUCGGUGUCCUUCGCCGCUGUCCCGCCAGGGAGCUUUCCGAUGUUUUGCUUCGCUGGCUGCCAACGACGAGGACAUCCGCAAACGGAUUAUCGAAAUGGACGGACUCAUGGAGGAGGUGCUCAAUGGACUCAAGGACACGUGUCCGGAGGUUCGCUUAUCUGCCGUCCGAUGUCUGCAUUCGCUGUCGAGGUCCGUUCAAUUGCUACGAACAACGUUCCAGGAUCACUCCGUGUGGCGUCCGUUGAUGGAUCUGCUCGUAGGAGAACCAUCGCUGGAACUCCUCACCGUGGUAACGUCGACGAUAUGCAACCUGCUGCUGGAAUUUUCACCCGCCAAAGAACCCAUGCUCGACUCCGGAGCGGUGGAGAUGCUGUGCGAGCUGACAAAGCACAGCGAUCCGGCCCUGCGGCUCAACGGGAGCUGGGCACUGAUGAAUAUGGCUUUUCAGGCCGAGCAAAAAGUCAAAUCCAAAAUCAUCGACACGCUGGGAACGGACCGGAUAUUCCAACUGCUCAGCGACUCGGACGAGCGGGUCAUCAUGAAAACCCUUGGCCUUCUGCGGAACCUGCUCAGCAAUACGUUACACAUUGAAAACAUAAUGUCGGAACACUCGUCGGAGGUGCUACGGGCGGUGAACCUGGUGCUCGACGGUCCCCAUCCGCCCGAGGUGAAGGAGCAAGCCCUCAUCAUCAUAAGCAACAUAACGGCCGGGGCACGCGACAAGGACUACGUCAUGGAAGACGAGAACAUCAUCAAAAAGAUCCGGGAAUUUUUGGUGGUGUCCGACAACAAGCUCCAGAUGGGUGCCGUGUUUGUGGUGAGAAACCUGAUGGAGAAAACCGGCCGACAGCAGGUGCUCCGGGAGUCCGGCAUUCUGGAGAAUCUGGAACAGCUGCUGCACAUGACGCCCCGGGAUUCGCAGUUCUACGAAGACAUCCGGCAGGAGAUUUUAAGGUUCGAUUUCGCGGACGAUCACUGAAAGAUCACAGCCCUCCUGUUGAUAACUAUGGUGGAGCCCUGAUGUGGAUAAUGGAUGAGCAAUCAUCACCACCCGUUUUGAGAAAGAGCAGAGAAGGAACGGUUUGGGGCGGCGUUCUGAUCGGUGUUUCGGUGUGGGAACAGGAAUUCCCUACUCCCCUAGUGUUUUAUAAUUGUUGACCAGUUGUUGCAAAUUGUUUUUCGAUGCUUGUUGUGUACGUUUUGUGUGUUUCUGCUUGAACGUGUGAGUGUGUGCUUACUGGUGGAUGUUGGACAGAUGCGAAAGGGGUGUAAUAUCAUAUCAUUUUGACGUUUGUUACUGUGAAGUUACAACAAAAAGUUUGCAUUACAUGAUUUUAUGACAAUUGUUUAGUUUCUUUUUCUAAUUUCCGCUUGCUCAUUCUACCUCUUUGAUAACUACGUAAUUGCUUUAAAAGAAAACUAAGAAAAUGGUAUUGGCGCCGGUACGGUUACAGGGUGCGCAUGUCUAAAUUUCAGUUAUUAGCCAGGAGCAGUGUACGCAGAAUAUGCCACCGCAAGUGAAAAAUAGGCAACAAAGAAGGCACGGCAACAACGCUUUGUUUUUUCGUUAGCAGAUAAUGAUAAAAUCGCUCCCGAGUUUGUUUACAACAAAAACGGUAGGAAUAUUUGUCUCGUUCUAUUCACGUCAUGAUUUUCGCAUUGUUUUACAAACGAAACUCAACUCUGAGGUUUGCCAGAGUCUUAUUUCGUCCAAAUGCUUAUGAAUUCGAUAGUGUGGGUCGAAAAUUUCAGCAGAAAAGUCAGAAUAUCAGCACACGCAUGGCAAGCGAUAUUUGUUUUAUUGCUCCCAUCGCCUGACAUGCGUUUGUUGCGGAGCGCCUUUGUUACCAACAUGCACCGCUUAGGACAAAGCGUUUGUUUUUCGGCGUGAUCCGUUUUUCGUAUCCUGGCCAGGAGUAUUCCAUUCGCCAUAAUACUGUUUGGGAUAAUGGUUCUUUGGCAUUAUGACCAGCUAACAUAACCUCAUUUCACGGUACGUUAAACGGCAUCAUGCCAAGUAGAAUUAUGACAAAUUGAAUACUUCCGAUCGGCACAGUAAACAGAUUUCCAAGACUUCAACAGGUGACAUUUCAGAACUCAUCUAUGGCAGAUAUUUUACCGAAAUGUCGGCAAAAUUACCAGACAUUGCAUUGGGUAUGUUAGUCGAGAUGUCAGCUGUUGGAUUUUUGGAAUUCUAGUUACGCAGAUUUUUCUCGGAAUUUAAAUGUGCGUAUCUGCAUCGAUUCAGCGUAAAGUAACAUCAAAUCAAUAGGACGUAUUACAAAACAAGGAGGUAAACAAUAGGGAAGUGUGAGUUCCUACUUAAGGACGAUGGCUUCAAGCCAAACGAUGAUACCUUUUAGUGAGAUACAUAUGUGUGUGCGUGUGUGUCUGAGUGUGCGAGAGAGUGUAUUUCCUUUGCGAAGCAAGUGACUACCCAAUAGGACUGCAACGUUUUGUUAAGUUUAUUCUAAUUUUAUUAAUUUAUUCAAUCAAGUUUGAGCCACGUUCAGGCAGGAUUGGUAACAUGGUGGGCUCGAGAAAGGCGAAAUCAGCGGAUCAUGUGCUUCGUUGCUAUAGCUUUUAGGUUCGUAUUUACUAAAUUUCGUUUCGUAUAAAAAAACAAUCUACUGAUUUCGUACUACUAUCGUACUAUUGUAGUAAUCGAAGGGUUGCCCUCGGCCAAUGUUAUUGAGCAAGGAGAACAGAGUGGAAAAGUUGUGUAAUAUAGUACCGCUGAGAUUAUGAUUGUAAAUAUUUCAACUAAAACCCAGAAAGAAGAUGAAUCCUUUCGAUUAAGCUGCAAAGUUGAACUAGAACAAAAGCGCUGGAAAGGGAUAACACAAUUCCAUCAUUAGGGAAAAUGACUAAGAACUGAAUAGGGCAUCGUAAGUAAAAUGAGAGUGAAAGUGAGAAAGAGAGAGAGAAAAAUGGACAGGAUCUUCCAGUGCAAUGGAAAUAAAACUACUAGGCAUUACAGUGUGUAGCGUCAGAACGCAUUUAUACAUACAGUUUAGCUAUCAGUCAACCAUCAAAAAAACAAUUGUAAAAAAGCAAAACACCUCGAAAAAGCAUGCAAUUUUUGUUUGUUUCGCGCAACGACGAUGCCAAAAUCACCUGACGACGAUGGUCGCUACUUAUCGGCAAGGAGAACAGGGGGUAGUCUUAAAAUACUACUAUGUAAAAGGAAAUGGUUUGCUUAUGUUAAUCCGCGACCAGAAAUCGAUGAGGUGAAUUUUCAGAUGAAAUUGCAUACUGUUGUAAAAAUAUAGAUCUUAUAAAAUUUA